Molecule: messenger RNA, 1134 nt
Organism: Pistacia vera
Lineage: Eukaryota; Viridiplantae; Streptophyta; Magnoliopsida; Sapindales; Anacardiaceae
Product: probable serine/threonine-protein kinase PBL7
Exons: 5
Coding region: 1-1134 (377 amino acids)
Biological process (GO): protein phosphorylation
Molecular function (GO): protein kinase activity; ATP binding
Source: RefSeq, a predicted model, not a curated record
AUGGGUUGGUUUCCUUGCGGUGGAAAAUCAAAUAAGAAUGCAAAGAAGAAGCUAAAUAGAAAGCCUGACGAUCAGAUCCCGUCAACUUCAGAUAAACUGAAGGUAAAUUCAACAUUGGAUGUAAAGAAGGAAGGCUCUAAGGAUGGAGGAUCUGAUCAUAUUGCGGCACAUACAUUUACAUUUCGUGAGUUGGCAGCUGCAACAAAGAAUUUUAGGGCAGAUUGCCUAGUGGGUGAAGGAGGUUUUGGCCGAGUAUAUAAAGGGCGAUUGGAGAGUACCAAUCAGGUUGUAGCUAUCAAGCAGCUGGAUCGUAAUGGGCUACAAGGAAAUAGGGAAUUCCUCGUCGAAGUUUUGAUGUUGAGCUUGCUUCACCAUCCUAAUCUCGUGAACUUAAUUGGUUAUUGUGCUGAUGGUGAUCAGAGACUUUUGGUCUAUGAAUACAUGCCAUUGGGAUCAUUGGAAGACCAUCUACACGAUCUGCCGCCAGAUAAGAAACAAUUGGACUGGAAUACAAGAAUGAAAAUAGCUGCAGGUGCUGCAAAGGGCUUGGAGUAUUUGCACGACAAAGCUAGCCCCCCUGUCAUAUACCGUGAUUUGAAAUGCUCAAACAUUUUACUUGGUGAUGGCUAUCAUCCGAAGCUAUCUGAUUUUGGCUUAGCUAAAUUGGGCCCUGUUGGUGAUAAGACCCAUGUUUCCACCAGAGUGAUGGGAACCUAUGGAUAUUGUGCCCCUGAAUAUGCCAUGACUGGUCAGCUUACCCUGAAAUCAGAUGUUUAUAGUUUCGGAGUUGUUCUUCUUGAGAUCAUUACUGGCAGAAAAGCCAUCGACAAUUCAAGAGCUGCUGGGGAACACAAUCUGGUUGCAUGGGCGCGGCCCUUGUUCAAAGAUAGAAGGAAAUUCUCUCAGAUGGCUGACCCAAUGCUCCAAGGCCAAUAUCCAGUGAGAGGUUUAUAUCAAGCUCUUGCUGUUGCUGCAAUGUGUGUUCAGGAACAGCCUAAUAUGCGACCACUCAUUGCUGAUGUAGUCACUGCCCUUUCCUAUCUUGCUUGUCAAAAGUAUGAUCCCGAAACCCAGCCACCAGUCCAGAGCUCCCGCCCGAGCUCUUCCACCCCCAGAACCAGAAGGGAACAGUGA